Molecule: messenger RNA, 4399 nt
Organism: Amoebophrya sp. A120
Lineage: Eukaryota; Dinophyceae; Syndiniales; Amoebophryaceae
Source: the annotation of a GenBank genome assembly
GCCGUGUCAUCUCCCUCCCUCAAGUUCCAAAUAAAAAGCAACUAAUUACGCAACUUUUAGCCUUUAUUGGAGUCGACAGAACAGACACCUCAGAACAGACGCCUCAGCCAGCGUUCAGAAUUCACAUUCACCAAAAACAACAGCGACAGUUGGAUAGUUGUAAAGUUUUAGUCGAUCGAUUUGAAGAAUUUGUCUGUUACCAGCAGAAGCGGAAGUCUCCAAGUGCUGCAUUUAUUUGAAUCUCGACUGUAAAAUAAGUCAUCCUCUUUUCUACCUUUACUUCGGCUUUUGUGUGUGUACCUAGUACUAUACUUUUCUACUUGUUCCUUUUUACUUGCACCUCCAGUUGUGUUUCAUUGACUUCGAGUUUGUAAGGUGUCAUUGACUUCACUUAAAUUCUAUUGUUUCGUUCCCGACGGAUUCCAGCGUGGAGAAAGCAAUGCAAUUGAGCACGAAAUUGGACAAGAAAGACUAUCACCGUGAAGGACCCGAAAUAAAUACUCCGCAUUUAUUUUCUACUUCCACAUCCACAUCUGAUUCGGAAGUCCAGCAUUCGUCAUCCACUACUCCGAGAACAGCUGUCCCGCUGACACUAGCGUCAGACAACUACAGCAGCAGCGAAGAAAGAAAGGGUUUGAGUAAUCCAGUGGUCAUUUGUACACGAAGCGACCAAGGACGACGAGGCUCAGCGAAGGGUGGACGUCGACCACCGAACAAAAAUCUUCUCACAUCUAAAUACAAGUGAGCUGCACGAUGAGCGGUGCUCCGCAAAUGCCGCCGGCCAGCGUCAAGCCGCCCACGAUCCGGGUGAGCUCGUUGCACGAGGGUCAGGAGGUGCACGCCUUCCACCGCUAUUGCCAAGACCCCAAUGGAAACUAUUUCAUGGUGGACCACAAAACCAUGGGCAGCAUGCACCCCAGCAUGGGCCGCACCGACGGCUGGACCCGGGCAAUUAUCGUCCAAAACUGGGACGCCACCGGCUACGAUAUCAACGUGCAGGAAUCCUGGCCCCUCGUCAGGUGGCAACACCCGCUGUGGUAUGACAGGAGGGGAAGAAGGUAUUGCUGAUUAUGAAAUUCGUAUGAUUCCACUAGAUCGAGUUACUAGUUUACUAUACCAACACCACAGGAGUAGAUCUAGAUAUUUUGCUUUUGCAUGAUCUUUACCUGCACCUUUUUCCGCGACUUUCAUCUUGUACGUUAGUUUGAUGUGGCAGAUGAAGCCGCGGCGCUAAGCAAAAGACUUCACCACUUCUCGAUGACACCAGAUUGGACACGUCCCAACCGGGGCAUGUGACGCAGCGCGUUCCGGCAGAGCAGAUCCGAACCUUCCAGAACCCGGAGGAGGCGACGCAGAGGCCAAAUCUGUCGAUCCUGUCCGUCCGAUGGGGCGGCGCGCAGGUGGUCGACCCGGUCACGGAAGGCGUCGGGGGAUGGGGCGUUAUUGGCAGCACAUGCUCGGAUAACUACAUCAACUCCUUUGAAACCCAAGUUUUCAACACGUGUGGACCCACCUACGAGAUUUUCUCCUGCUUCAUCCAGAACUCCAGCGAGUUGCACAAACUGAAGUCGCCACUCAUUCGCCACCAACUCAGGGGAAAAUUCGUGGGCGCACAGUAUAAUUGACAACUUUGUUGACCAUUAUUCCCAUUAAAUGUAAUACCGAUUUUGGUGACCUACGAAUGACUUCUUGUUUCAUAUGUUCGAAGCAAGCAGGCCAUGAUUUUUCGAACCACACGCCCGAAGGACGAAUGUGGUACUGCACGACCUGGUCGCUAAUUUUUAUUCACGAAAACCGAUGCGUCGAUUGAAAAACAGGUAUUAUCUCUGGCCGAUUGGUUUCGAUGAUGGGCACGAGUACCCGGGUUACGUGGAGCGAGAGGAAUUGUUUGCCUUAAUCAUGUAUCACGAGUGCGCUGGCGUGCCGACCCGGUUCCCGCACAAUUCGCACCUGUACCGAAUGUUCGCUUCAAAGGAGUGGACCGCCGCGCAAUGUAUAACUUUUUCAUCUUUAUCUACUUCAGCAUGGAUUUUAUCAUCAUAUUAAAAUAAAAAGGCGUUUGAAAACUGUAAACUGCUCGAGGUUCCUGUUUCACAUCGAUAUAGUCGCAUGCAAAGCCUUCUUCUAAAUUUGAUAUUGAUUUCUUACCAGGCCUGAACCCGCAGCUGCGAACGCCGCUGACGACCAAGGUGCCCCGCGCCCUGAUCGCCCAGAACCCGGAGCGGGCCGCCGCACAGGCUUAUGACGCUUUGAACGCCAUGUCCCAGGCUCGAACGAGCAUUUUCCAGUUUCCGGAGUACACGACCCCGAAGAUGAUCACCCAGGGCGUUGCAAAGCUUGGAUGGAGUUGGGAAGCACUCGACGUCCGGAAGUGGACCAACCAGGAAUCCCUGCAGAACGCGUUGGUGGACCUGGGAGAACAGCAGGGCAGUCACAUGGAAUACGUUUUUGUUCAGGUAGAGCUUGUCGCUUCAUUUUGUAUGUACGACGUGCCCAGGCAAAGCGAAGGAAAAGCAAUAGAACAAGCAGAAGCAUAUUGAUAUUCUUUUAUACUUGAUGAUCCUACUGUGAUUUGUCUUCAUCCUUGAGAUGAUUGCAAAAUCCUGAAACACAGGAAUGGGUGGAGUUUGACGUGGAGAUCCGAAAUUACGUGGUGCUCCCCGACCUCCGAAACCCCCCGUCGUGCUUGCCGAAGGGAGCCGUGUGCACCAUGUUCCAGGAGGAGACCCAGAACGGCGGAUUCACCAACUUCACCCGCUUCGGACGGGAAGAGUGCGCGGCCCGAAUUUUCAAGGGGGACAAUGCCGCUUUCGACAGCUGCACCGCACAGAUUAACGCCUUGAUAUACAAAUGGCUCUGUAUAAUUCUUUUUUUUUUAUGUUUAUCAUUAUUCCUUUUGCUUCUGUACGGCGACGGCUCGCUGUGAAAAGGCGAAGUGCCCGCUAAAAAGUGAACUUCAGCGUCUCGCGUUCUCCGAUUGAACUAUCCAUCCAAGUGCAAGUUGUAUUUCUAUGACGAUACCAUAUCAGUUGCUAUCCGAGCGGAGUGUGCGGAACCGCCAGUGUUUGUCCGAUUCGAUAUGUUGUGCAAGUACCGUGGAAACGGCGUCUGCGAGGUGAUGACGGGAGAGCUGACCGAACUCGGCGGGUGCUUCCUCGGAUGGCAAGAGGGCCCGCAAAUCGUUUUCAAUGCGAUCAUCGACUCCUACUUUGGGCGUCUGUCCGCGAGCUGCCUCCCCCAGUUGAACGGAAAGAAUGGUGGUGCGAACCCGGUGGCCACCGGACCGGGAAUCUCGAUGAAUGGGUUGGUUUCGACGCAAGGCCCGACGAACAAGGUACGUAAUAGUUACUGUGAUUUUGUUUGAUCAUUGUUGACGUUGAAGCUGAAGCAUAUUGAACGAUCGCAAGCUUCCUUUAGUAUUACUAUUAGUACCAGAAGCGCAAUUGUGAAUGUGAUUAUAGUACUGAGGCGAAGGUUAUUAAACUUCAUGGAGCACACAUCAUAAAUCUAAAAACCUCUCAGGUUGCGCCCCCGCCCGGAGAACAGAACAAUCAGAAGCCGCCACCGCCGCAACAGCAGCAGAACGAAACUAAUGGGACAGUGCCACAGAAUAACGUACCCUCACCGCAGGCGAAUGGAAACCACGCGUCGCAGCCGCACCAGUAAAAAAAAAGCGAUUAUAUCGAUAGAAGGGAGAAUUCGAUCAGAUUGUGCUGCUCCUCGACAAUUAUUCAUUUACCGCGACUUUCACCGAAGAUGAGGUUUAUUCAUCCUAUGUUGAGUUUUGCAAUCACGACGACAAAAAUGACGCGCCAUGUGUUCUAGAUCUAGUGACAGUAAUACAUCCAUCUUCUCGCUCGCCGCAAGUUCCUGUCAUUUUCCUUUUCCACGACUUUUUCCCACCACAUGUUGGCACCCUUCACUCAACUUCUUGCUCUUUUACAUCUACCAAGUACAGGAAACGAUGCCAAGACGGAGAAGCAGAAGCGCCAGAUUUUCUUCUUCUUGGCGUCGGCACAAUAUGAGCAAGCGAUUAUGUACGAGAUCGUGCAGGUUUUUGUGUACGCAUCGUUUGUAAAUCGACAGCCACGGCGAACAAGAUGAAAGCGAAGUAUGUUUUGUGAGAAGAAAAACAAUCGACAUUAGCUCAAGUUAGGGAAUCGAACUCGAGAAUACAGCAGGGAUCUAGCACCGAUCCGGAGCACGCACUGAAGAGCAUGAUCUAUGCCAACGAAUGAACCGACGUCACCAAAAAUUGAAGAAGAUAUUGAAUAUCGCGAUAAAAAAGUAAAGAGAUUGUCCUUGCCGGUGGAGCACUGAACAUACGCAGGUGCUGCCGACGAGGCGUGUCCUGUCUCGUACUUUUGCGACAGCGACUACGUCCUCACUGGUUUCUGAC